AUGCUCGGCCGACGGCAAGUUACAGAUGGCAAGGCCGGUGAGUAUGUGUGGCAAACGUACGAGGAAGUGUACCAGAAGGUCAUGAGGAUUGGAUCAGCCAUCGGAAGCUUGGGCGUAGAGCCGGCAUGCAACAGUCAAGGAAUAUGUUAUGUGCCACUGAAUGACACCCUCGGAGCAAAUGCUGUUGACUUCAUCAUGGACCAUGCUGAGAUAUCCAUUGCAUUGGUCCAGGAGAGCAAGAUCAAAUCUAUACUAGCAGUAGUCCCUAAGUGCACAGCCCAUCUUAGAGGUUUGCCAACAGCAAACUUCCCAGUAUGA
Molecule: messenger RNA, 318 nt
Organism: Miscanthus lutarioriparius
Lineage: Eukaryota; Viridiplantae; Streptophyta; Magnoliopsida; Poales; Poaceae
Source: the annotation of a GenBank genome assembly